Molecule: messenger RNA, 1360 nt
Organism: Cladophialophora immunda
Lineage: Eukaryota; Fungi; Ascomycota; Eurotiomycetes; Chaetothyriales; Herpotrichiellaceae
Exons: 4
Coding region: 213-725 (170 amino acids)
Biological process (GO): intracellular sterol transport
Molecular function (GO): sterol binding
Source: RefSeq, a predicted model, not a curated record
CCUGGGGAAAGCAAGUCAUGCGCCUGCGCCACUCGUCACCGAAUCCCCGUCACCCAUCGACCUGCCGACAAAAGCCUCUUGGUUGUGCCGUCACUUCUCUUUUUCUCUGCGAUAUCGACCACCACCAGACUCACUUGUGCAACCUAUACUCUAGGAGGGUCACGAUAUAUUCUUCUUUGUGCAGGCCCCUCUGAUCCUCCAGAUUCGUCGCCAUGAAGGUCUCGGCCAUCCUCUUAUCGCUCCUUACCGCCGUGUCUGCGGUAUCUUCUCGAUCUCUGUUUGGCGGACAGAAUGCUCUCGUGGACGAGGAACCCAAGUUCAAGGUUCCCGGCAAGAAUCCCCUCAAUUUCUGCGCCGACCCCAAGGACUAUAUCCUCACCGUCGACUAUGUUGACCUGUCACCCAACCCACCGCUCCCAGGCCAAAAAUUAACCAUCACGGCGAAUGGAACCUUUUCAAAAGAUAUCGACCCAGGCGCUACUGUCUUCCUUCAAGUCAAAUAUGGGCUCAUUACCCUCAUCAAGCAAGAAGCAGACCUCUGUGAUAAUCUACCCAAGAUUGAUAUUACCUGCCCUCUCAAGGAAGGUGUCAUGACGCUGAAGAAGGAAGUCGAUAUCCCAAAGCAAGUGCCACCUGGGAAGUACACUGUUCUUGCCGAUGUCAAUACGGUUGACAAGGAGAAGAUCUCAUGCAUGGAGAGUACCGUCUUCUUCAGCAGACCUUAGAGAGAUCUACACCUGGACUCAGAUGGAGGAGGAAGAUUUUGAGCUUGCCAUCUGAGAAGGCUACGAAGGUGGUCGAGCUAUCACGAUCCAAAAUUGUGUUCAACUAUCUGUUUCAGCUGCGUCUUUCAUGCCAGGCGUUUACAAGGGAUCUUUUAGCACCAGGCACAGCCUGAGGGACUUGCUAGUAAUGAAUUAGCCCGCUAGUGGAGCUUUCGAAUGCAACGACUGCGCAGACAGGCGAUCUCACAUGUUGCUUUAAGGAGCCUUGUCUUGCAUGUGGAUAGAGAAUCUCUCCAUUUACGAAAAGGGUUCCCGUCUCAAACGUCCAAAAACACGUGGCUAAUCAGGGGUGCAAUCAUGCCAACGCCUAGCACUUGGGACAGAUGGAUCAAGUCGAACAAGGCUGGAUAAGCUCUACAUAUCCGAGGACACAUCCCAAAGGUUCUCAGCAUUGCUUCGAAAUAGCUUCUCGAUUAAUGUGUCGUCGCCAUUGCACCAUCCAUAGCAUUUCUCAAUAAACGGGUCUGAGUUGACAUUCUCAAACCUUGUAUGCGGCCAAUCCGUCGCAUAGACAACACGAUCCGCACCUUUGAUGACCAACUCCCUGCCAAUGGGAUCCAAGUCUCUCAUCUCCG